Malaclemys terrapin pileata is the source of this 3872-nucleotide messenger RNA. RefSeq names its product negative regulator of reactive oxygen species (gene NRROS). Bases 128 to 2209 code for a protein of 693 amino acids. The record is from RefSeq and is a predicted model, not a curated record. Lineage: Eukaryota; Metazoa; Chordata; Testudines; Emydidae. Gene Ontology annotation, molecular function: protein binding. The transcript is spliced from 3 exons.
AAAAAAAAAAGGCUGCAGCUAACGUUGCCUUUUGUGAAGCAGCUGAGAGAGAGCAGGAGGGCGGCUGUGUGCAGCAUGAGUGCCCGCGAUCUGUGCACGCUGCCCCGAGCGGACCGUUGCUGUUGAGAUGGAGUCAAUGUUUCUCAGUCUCUCCCUGAGUCUAGUCUUUAUAGUAGCAGGAUGGGGAAACAAGACUGGAAUGGCCCUGGCAACGUAUCACAGGACCUGCAAACUAAUGCACAGAGCUGUGGAUUGCAAUGGGAGAUGGCAAGGCACAGUCCCGGCAGACCUCCCAGCUGACAUAGAGGUGCUUUUCCUGGAUCACAACACUAUACGGACCCUAAAGAAUACCUCUCUGCAGCAAUACCAAAACCUGGAGACACUGAGCCUACGUGAGAACAGACUGGAACUCAUUGAACCUGGGGCCUUCCUUGGCAGCAGAGACCUCAAAAAUCUCUCCUUGGCAGACAACACCCUCUUUACAAACUACUCUGUGACGGCUGCUGCUCUUCGCUCCUUACCAGCCUUGAGGAAACUGGACCUGUCUGGGAAUCAUCUCACUGAGGACAUGGUGGCUACCAUGCUCUGCAACCUGUCCUCCUUGGAGUCCUUGUCAAUGGCCAGGAACAUCAUAAUGCGCUUGGACUCCUCUGUCUUUGAAAGCCUGAACCAGCUGCAGGAGCUGAACCUGGAGAAGAACUACAUCUAUGAGAUCGAGGGGGGCACCUUUGAAGGCCUGCAGGGCCUGCAGAUGCUUAAUCUGGCCUACAACUACAUUCCCUGCAUCGUGGAGUUUGAUCUGACCCAGCUCAAGAUACUUAAUGCCAGCAACAACAUCAUCGAGUGGUUCCUGGCUGUAGAGGGUGAUGCUGUCUUUGAGCUGGAGACGCUAGAUCUCUCCCACAACCGGCUCCUGUUCUUCCCGCUACUACCAAGACAGAGCAAACUGCGCUCCCUGCUGCUGAGGGACAAUGAAAUGAGCUUUUAUCGCAAACUUCCCAAUGCUACAUCCCUCAUGGAUGUCACAGUGCAGUUCCUUCUCAUAGAGGGCAAUACCACUAAUGUCACUACCCUCAGUCUCUGGGAAGAGGUCAGCCUGAGCAAUCUCUCUUCCUUGAGCUUUCUGGAUAUGAGCCAGAACCAGUUCCGGUACCUCCCUGAUGGCUUCCUGGGAAGGAUGACUUCCCUCUCCCAUCUGAAGCUUAACCAGAACUGCUUAGAGACCCUUCACAUCCAGGAGAGAGAACCCCUGGGCAUGCUCACGGACCUUGAUCUCAGCGAGAAUCAGCUCUCAGAACUGCAGGUGGAUCUAGGUUCUGAAGGCACCCUGCCAAACCUUAGAUCAUUUAAUCUGAGUACCAAUAGGUUGCACAGGGUGCCACCUAACAUUUUCACCCACACAGAGAUCACUACAGUUGACCUCAGUCACAACCACAUAGACCUCUGUCCCCAGCAAGCUAAUGCAGAUGGGGCUGAAUAUCCCAUCUGCAUAGACUUAAGGAAUGUAACAUCCCUCAGGAAACUUUACUUGGCUGGGUGUGGCCUGGAAAUGGUGGCCAGCAAUACUUUCAGUGGGACACCACUAACACACUUAGAUCUGUCUAACAAUCCGAGAGCACUCACUAGGGGCCUACAACCUCUAAAAGAUAUUGCACUAAUGCUGCAGGUUUUAUCUCUCAGGAACACUGGCCUCUCUUCCGCCAUGGAAGACAUUGACUUCUCUGGCUUUCAGAACUUGGUAAGUUUGGACCUCUCUGAAAACUCCCUGACCAACUUCUCAGAGUCCUUGAGCGGUCUGAAACUGCAUACCCUGGAUCUCCGGAGAAACUGUCUUCCCUCUCUUCCACAGCACUCAAUGCAGAAGCAACUUGGGAGGAGUCUGAGUGUGCUCUACCUCAGCCACAACCCAUUUGACUGCUGCAAGCUGGAGUGGUGGGACUUCCUUCACAGUCUCAGGACAGUGCGUGUUGUGGACAGGGGGCAGGUCACCUGCAACUACUCUUCUAACAUUAUUAAUACAGUGGGGCUGCCUGAGUCUGUGCUCCAGAGCUGCAGGCGGAUGACAGUGAAUAUGGCUUUGUUGUACCUGGUGCUUACUCUCCCUGCCUGCCUGACCCUGCUAGUUGCCUUUGCUGUCAUCUUCCUUACUUUCAAGCACAAGCUACUUCAAAUGGUGAAAAACCAGUACAGAGUGUCCAGCCCAUACUGAUCUCUGUGGGCAAAGGAGUAGGCUGCUGGCACACAGAAUGCAGGCAGAGUAGUAACUCUGUGAUCUCUGUGAGGGGCCGAGAGCAGAGUGAGCAGGGGUGCUUUGGAGAAAGCGGCCAGGAUUCUGGCUCUCUGAUGUUCUCAUUGCUGCCUUUUGAGUGCAUUGCUUCCUGGUGCAUGUUCUCCCUUUGCUCUGGGCAGGGGUAGGGCCUUCUGCCGGGAAGCACAAUGGAGGCACUUGGAGUUUAACACUGGGAGCACAGGGUUCAACAUGGAGUCAGAAGGCAAGAGAAUGGAGAAUUAGUGAUUGGAGUAACGAAAAUGGAUUUUAAGACACUGAAAAUGAGUAAAUGGGAGAGAAAUUCAGAAGGGAAAGGUGAGGAUCAUGAUGAGGAAGAGCUGAACAUAAAAUUAGAAAGGACAAAUAUUAAGAAAAACCAAUGAAGCUGCUGAAAAGUGGACUCAUUGGAUGCCAGGGAGUGAGAGGCAGGUGAGGUCUAUCACACUUUGCUAGAGGCUUCACUGGUGGCUAAGGAAGGGAGUUCAGGGUAUAUAAGUCCUGUGACAUAUAAAGCAAAUAUGCAUAUGUAUACACUAUAAAUAUAAACCAAUGAAGCUGCAGUUCUGAGUUAAGGCCUAAAGGGAUCUAUUUUCUCCUAAUUGGAAACAUAAAUUCACAUUCAUGACAAUUUACUUGAAUUUAUGUUGAAAUUGAACAGUCUUGGCUAAUCAGAGUGUGAGGAUGUACAGUUGCUUUUCCCUCCCCAUUGUCACCCUCAGACAUUAUACAUUUAUUCAUCACCAUAGUAUCCAGGAGAUGUAUGGUUUUCUGUUAUACAAAAACUGUUUUACAUGUAUAUAAUCCCCUGAAUGCUGAUUAGCAGAAUGGGGAUUCGUUUGCAUAAGGACUAAUUAAUUCUCAGUUGAGUAAAUGAAAAUAUUGUAUAUGUAUUAUGUGCAAAAUAGAAUAUGCAGGUUGAGUGUGAGAGUGAAAAUCCUCAUUCUAUAUAUUGCAAUGUGGUUAUUGCUCAACCAGUAUUUCAGAGUUAAAUAUCUAGCCCAUUUAAAAUCAUUUGGUCAUCUUUGUAAAUUAACGAUCAAAGUUAAACUGCAUAGAUGACCCCUUGUUAAACUUUACUUUUUUAAUCAACUCAUUUUGAGCUGUGUAAUGUAAAAAAAAGUCCCCAUCACCUCAAUGAUUAAACUUUGAAGUACACACUUUAGUUAAUGUUUUUUGAGGGUGAGGCUUUAUUAAAAGAAACAAACCCAGAAAUGUUUUUCCCUUGGAUAUGACUUAAUAUGUCAAAUUCCAAUCUGUGAUUGUUUCAGAUUUUCACCUCUUAAAAAAAAAAAGGUCAAAAGAGAUUUGAAACUGGAACCCAUAUCCACAGCAACAAUAACAGCAGUGAGAGAACACAUCUAACAUAUUUACAUUUUGGUCUCUAUAGAAAGAAGCACAUGACAACUGAAUGGAAUUGGCAGCUGUUCUUGACUUACAAACACAUACAAGUGAUGAUUAGAUUUGUUUGAUAAGAUGUGUAGAACAAUACACUUGAACAUUUCUAGGCUAUCCACUGUGGUGUCAUUAAUUAUGCUUAAGUAGCUAUCCCAAUUAAAGAAGAGGCCAUUUAAAAAAAACAGGUCGGGAAUAAUGUAAAAUUGAA